CCGACAGGGGGCGCCGGGCCCUCAGGGAGCGCAGGCCCUUCCGGGGAUCUGAAGAUGAAGAAGCUAAAGCUUAAGGAACUAGAAAGCAGCCUGCAGCAAGUGGAUGGUUUUGAAAACCCUAAAUUACUUCUAGAACAGUAUCCCACCAGACCGCACAUUGCAGCGUGUAUGCUAUAUACAAUUCACAACACGUAUGACGACAUUGAAGAUAAAGUGGUGGCAGAUCUAGGAUGUGGUUGUGGAGUACUUAGCAUCGGAUCCGCAAUGUUAGGGGCAGGGUUGUGUGUUGGGUUUGACAUAGAUGAAGAUGCCUUGGAAAUAUUUAGUAGAAACGUUGAGGAGUUUGAGUUAACAAAUAUCGACAUGAUUCAGUGCAAUGUGUGCUCCUUACCUGACAGAAUGUCCAAAUCAUUUGACACAGUCGUUAUGAAUCCACCCUUUGGGACCAAGCAUAAUAAAGGCAUGGAUAUGCUAUUUCUGAAGGCUGCUUUACAAAUGGCAAGAACAGCCGUGUAUUCUUUACACAAAUCUUCAACCAGAGAACAUAUUCAAAAGAAAGCAAAUGAGUGGAAAGUCAAAAUGGAUAUUUUAGCAGAACUUCGGUAUGAUUUACCAGCAUCAUACAAGUUUCAUAAAAAGAAAUCGGUUGACAUCGAAGUGGAUUUAAUCCGGUUUUCUUUUUGAAAAACCUCCAAAAUCAGGAAUGGCGUAAAAUCCAUUUAAAAUGAAUAAAAAUAUCUGACAUUA
This is a messenger RNA of Tachyglossus aculeatus (Australian echidna), 747 nucleotides long. RefSeq names its product methyltransferase like 5 (gene METTL5). The transcript has 8 exons. Gene Ontology annotation, biological process: rRNA methylation. The record is from RefSeq and is a predicted model, not a curated record. The coding region runs from base 55 to 684 and encodes 209 amino acids. Gene Ontology annotation, molecular function: nucleic acid binding; rRNA (adenine-N6-)-methyltransferase activity. NCBI's taxonomy places the organism in Eukaryota, Metazoa, Chordata, Mammalia, Monotremata, Tachyglossidae.